AUGCACGAGGCGCAAGUUGUAGUGAGUAUCGCGAUAGGUUGCAGCACAAUUGCAAUCAUCGCAUGCUUGCUUGUCAUUCCAUCGAUGUACAGCGCCAUCAAUGAAAUCCACGAUGAAGUGAUGGAUGGUGUCCAGGUUUUUCGUGUUGAAACGGACUCCGCAUGGUCUGAAAUGAUGGAUAUUCAAAUUAGUUUUGCUCCGCCUAGUCGACCUCGUGAAAAUCCUUUCAACAGCAUAUUUCGACGAAAGCGUGAGGAUUUCUCGGGGCUGCCAUCAUACUGCAUAUGCGAACCGCCAAAGCCAAAGUGCCCUCCAGGACCAGCUGGACCUCCAGGUCCUCCUGGCCAGUACGGACAGCCCGGUCUUCCUGGACCACCCGGAGAAGACAACACUGUUACUUAUCCGCCAGUAACAUGCCCUCCGCAGGACACGUCAUGCAUCAAAUGUCCAGCUGGCCCACCUGGACGUCCUGGCCCUGAUGGACCUUCAGGACCUCCUGGUCCAGUUGGGUUGCCAGGGCAGCCGGGACGAAUUGGUCAUCCCGGACCUCCUGGGCCCCCAGGAGCGAUCGGAAAUGCAGGACUACCGGGAGCGCCUGGAAUUGUUGGCCCACCUGGUCCUCCUGGCGAGAAUGGAUCUCGUGGAAGAGGAAAACGAGGACCAAAAGGUGCACCAGGCACACCAGGACCUGCCGGAUAUCCUGGACCUGAUGGACAAAGAGGAAAAGACGGAUUACAAGGGCCACCGGGAUCACCGGGACCUGCUGGCAACCCGGGUCAACCAGGGCCUGAUGGACAUCCAGGUGCUCCUGGCGGACCAGGUCUUCCUGGAAACGAUGCUGCCUACUGCCCUUGCCCGCCACGAUCUGCAGUAUUUCUCAGUCGAUUCUCACAGUAGUG
Molecule: messenger RNA, 899 nt
Organism: Gongylonema pulchrum
Lineage: Eukaryota; Metazoa; Nematoda; Chromadorea; Rhabditida; Gongylonematidae
Source: the annotation of a GenBank genome assembly